CAGGCUCAUCUGUCCUUUCUUGAUGGUUCUCAUCUCAUAGCAAUCAAGCCAAACCAAUUUCUUCUUGUUUCUUGCAGAGGAAUUGGAAACCAAACGAGCAGGGAUGGAAGCCUACCUGGGAGAAAACGGCAACAGGAGUCUUGCUAGCAUGGACGCCGUGAUUGGCCCACGCAACUACAGUGACCCGUCCGGCAUGUUCUCCGGUCUCCAGCUUCUCCUGCGCUUCAAGCUGCUCUUCAUCCCACUCUACUGCCUCCUGGUGGCCGUGGCCUGCAUAGGCAAUGUCUUCUUGUUGGCCUGCAUCGUGACCGAUAAAAAGCUACACAACGCCACCAACUUCUUCAUCGGGAACCUGUCUGCUGCUGACCUGCUCAUGUGCCUGUGUUGUGUGCCUUUCACCGUGUCCUAUGGCUUUGAGGCUCGUGGCUGGCUCUUUGGCCGGUUUAUGUGCCACUUUGUCGUACUCAUGCAGGCCGCCACCGUCUAUGUGUCAGUAUUGUCCUUGACCGCCAUCGCGGUGGACCGCUACGUGGUGGUGGCGUACCCCAUUCGUCGUCGGAUCACACUCAAGUGUUGUGGGAUGGUUGUGUUGGGCAUCUGGGUGCUUUCCAUAGUUCUGGCUGCUCCUACGUCGGUUCACACCAGCUACCUGGAUCUGCACCAGAUUGGCCACGACCUGUGUGUGUGUGAGGAGUUCUGGAUAGGCUCGGAAAAGCUAAGGCUGCUCUACUCUUGUCUGAUGCUUCUCAUGUCCUACAUGAUCCCCCUGCUCUCCGUCACUGUAUCUUACUGCGCCAUCACGGUUCAUCUGAAGCACCGCUGCCUACCAGGAGCUGUGGAGCAGAACCGGGCCAAAUGGAACAAGAAGAAACGCAAGACUUUCAGGCUCCUGGUCACUUCUGUUCUGGCCUUCGCCCUCUGCUGGCUCCCUCUGCAGGUCCUCAACCUGAUCCGGGAUCUUGACGUGGAUUUCAGCAUCAUAAACAAGCACUACAUUAACGUGAUCCAGUUCUCCUGCCACCUGGUGGCAAUGAGCUCCUCCUGCUACAACCCCUUCAUCUACGCCUCGCUUCACCACAAGUUCCGAGUCCACCUGCAGGGUUACCUGCGGCCCCGGAAACGCCGCCAGAGCAGCCUGCUGUCCCUGCGCGCCUCCCGCUACAACAACAACAACACCACCUGCCUGAGCCUCGUCUCUGAGCAUCCGCCCAGGGACGGGAGGGUGCUGCCAAGCGGAAUGGCCAAUGCUGUCUAAUUGCCAGGUUUGUGCGGAGACCGGUCGUGAAACUGCAGCCCGGUGUCCGACAUGUUGUCUCAAACCCCUCUGGGGGGGGAUUUGUUGCUGGUUGCCGACUGCUUUUUUUUUGUGUGUGUGUGUGUUUGAGCCACAAUGGCGACAGUUUCAUAACCUCCUCUACUGUGUGAACGUCGUUCUCGUCUUCCCAGGUGACAGUCGUAGAGACAGUAGGGAGUGGUUGCAGACUGCUUCUGACAGGGGCCAGUUCGAGAAAAGGGAUUAUCAAUUUUCAACAGGACUCAUUUAAAUAGAUUCAAAUGACGCUUUCACAUAUUCUUGCAGUUUGUUAUGACGUUGCAAUAGUUUUAAAAGUACUUUUCAUUCCAGUUAAUCAAAUAUUGAGCUUAAUUCAAUUUGUUAUAUAAUCUGUGUUAACUAGUGGCUUUGAUGUAAGUUUAGGAGUGGUUCGUGAGUUGUAGUUGCCAUAUAUAAAAAAUACAUACCAAAACAGCAAAUAGUCUGUUUUAGGUUUUUUUGUGACUCGCGUUUCCUUUUGUAAUGCUCUCUGUACACAACACUUAGUCACUUGGCAGAUAUCUUAUACUAUAGACAUAUUAAAAUCAGCGAACUACAGCUGAUAGCUGCUCCUGAAUUCGGGUUGUUAAAAAUAAAUAAAUAAAACUGAACCGUGUUUAUUUAAAUUGAAGUUGCCCGGAAUUCAAGUCACACUCCCAAAUUCGAAAAAGACCACGAAUGCAAGUACAAUUAUUAUUAUUAUUAUUAUUAUUAUUAUUAUUAUUAUUAUUAUUAUUAUUAUUAUUAUUUCUAAGAAGAUGUCAAAUUACAGAGAAGAGCAGUUAAUACAAUUAAGAUUAAUUGUAAAUGAAAAAAAAAAAAAACCCCACAAAAAUCAAAUUUGGGGGGGGUCGGCAGUCUUAACUUUUACAAGGGAAAGACUGCCGACCAUACAAGUGGCAUGCCUGUGAUAACGGUAUGGGUUCUUGGUCUAUCUCCGGGACAAAUUGUAAAACCAUCAAUCUGGAAUUGCUAAAGUGAGUUGAAGUCGGUGAAUUGAUUAAUGGAUGUAAAAAAAAAAAAAAAAAAAAUCUUAUUUAAUAGUUUAAAAACAGGUAUUUAAAAGUUUCCACGGAUGCACUAUCAGCUUCUUCUGUAUGUACGUGUAUGUUCUGUAUUUAUCUAUGUGUUAUUUCAGUCGGGUGAGGCCACUGACAAUCAGAAUUGUAUGUUUCCUUCAUUUUGUGUCAAAACUUUAAUAAACUGUUAAACUCCAACGUCAUGCAUUGAAGUAAUCGAAACUACAGAAAGUUUGCUAAGAUUACGUAAUACUGCACUUCACCAGAUUAAAUGUAUGCGCUGUUCUCUACAGCUGUGGCCAAAAAUUUUGGAUCCCCCUAUAGAAUUAACUCAUUUUGCUUCAUA
Molecule: messenger RNA, 2677 nt
Organism: Polyodon spathula (Mississippi paddlefish)
Lineage: Eukaryota; Metazoa; Chordata; Actinopteri; Acipenseriformes; Polyodontidae
Product: prolactin-releasing peptide receptor-like
Exons: 2
Coding region: 104-1255 (383 amino acids)
Biological process (GO): G protein-coupled receptor signaling pathway
Cellular component (GO): plasma membrane; neuron projection
Molecular function (GO): neuropeptide binding; neuropeptide Y receptor activity
Source: RefSeq, a predicted model, not a curated record